UGUGUCCAAUGUUCGUAGCUGAAACUAAAGUGCAAUAACAAUUGUAUAAAUAUUGUGAAGUGUUUACGCUGGGAGAAACUGGUUGAUAUUUUUUGUGAGCCCAGCAGUAAGUAUUCGUCCAUCACUCGAACACAACAAUGAAAAGUUUACUGUUGGUCAUCGGAUUUAUUAACUUCUCACCGGUGGCGCCGUUCUUUGGACUCAAUGUCCAAGGUGGGUUCAAAACGGAAACGGACAUCUCGACAGCGGCGCUGGCCAUAACGAAACCAUUUGCAUCGUUGAAAACUCCAAUAGCAAAUCUGAAUAAAAGUUUACCACUCAGCACGGUUACACUGGACGAUGCCGCCAUGGGAAUAACAUUCCUCUACAACGGACUAGUGGGUCCGAUCGAUAGUUUUGUGCAAGUUAUUGCGGAUUGUGCCCUCGAUAAAUCUACGUUUUCUACUUUUCUGUUUGACCGAAUUUUUGUGACAUUAUUUGUUGCAGAACAGUUCUUGGACGAUACGGCACAAUACCUCAGUAUGGUGGUGGCCUUUUCUCCAACUACAGGGGGAGACAUUAAGGCACAGUUUGGUGAAAUUGAAGUUAUUGUGCAUGAUUUAUCUUCAACCAUGGGUGUGUUUGAGGAAGCUGUAGCGUCUAUCAGGUCCAAUGCUCAAAUCACACCGAAUACUAUUUAUAGCGUUCUUAACAAGUUUCGAUUGGCUAAUUUGAUUGGAGCACUGGAUGCAUUCAGCUAUCAGAUGAAUAUUUUGAAAGGUCAAAUGGCUGAUGUGAUAUCAAUUAUCAUGACAGCAGAUGGUUUCAUGAGUAGUUAUACUACAACAUUGACUUCGGCUUUCGCCUCACUGGAUACAUCUCUGAGCAACUCCUACAAUACCAUCACGAAUGCAGGCAGUGCGUUCGUCAAGCAAAUCUUCAGCACCGUUACUCAAUUGUCCACGACCGUGGAUAGCUUUCAGAACCAGAUCAGAGCUUUCACUGAUGACAUUAUCAAACCGAACUCCACGGCUAUCAUAUCUCUCACAAACGAGCACACAUUUUUCUAUAACUACUUCAUGGACGUCCUGCGACCAAACUCCGAAGAAGAGUUCAACAGCGUUGCCUACAUGAUAACCGAUUCCGUCCAAACAGCUGCCAAAGACAUUUUGUACAACGCUUAUCAAACCUUAAAUAACGCAAUGAGGAACCUCCCAGCGACAGCGUCAACGUGUGUCAAUACAUAUCUCACGCCUAUGGUCAACUCGAUAUCCUCAAACAUCCCAACCAUGGGAUCCUGUCUCAACCUCGUGGACCCUACCUCGGUAGCCAAUGAUCAAACAGCACUUCUGAACAAGCUCCUAGCCGAUCGCUUAUCUUACGUUACGGCAUGGACAAACGCAAUCAGCGGAGUGACAUCCAACAGCGCUGCCAGCGUUCGUAAAACUGCUACCCUUAAGCUUCUAACUGUAAUGUCCACAAUUCAACAACAAACAAGAAUACCUAACUCGCGUUUCUUACGAUCUUUCCAGGAAACCCCUUCGGGCAACAUCGACGUCCACCAGCCGGCCCUAGCCACUUCCUACAGCAUUUUUGCCCAGCUGGUAUCCAAUUUCAACAGCCGCCAGAACCGUGUCAUCAUGUGUUUAACCCUGAAGGGUGUCGACCUGUCGGCGAUGGUGAUUUCGGCAUCCAAUGGGUACUUUGGUUGCAUCAGAGGUUAUUGAUAAGCGCAAUCUUUGACAUGUUGCGGGCCGGAAUUUUUCGAUAAGAGAAGCAAUAAACCGGUCGAUUCCCAGUAGGUAUGGUUUUCCAGUUUUUUUUUUGUGUGUUCUCGGCCGGUCAGCGUGGACAACGUGUCGAAUGUUGAACAGAAAGGCAGGUUAUCUUUGCUAUUGGUUUCCGAUUGGCAAGGGGGUCGUUUUUACAAAAAAUACUUACGCGGAAAAGAGUGACAGUUUACUGAAAGCCAUUUCUCCAAAAUUACAACUGUUUUCUUUAGGGAGAAUUCCACCCUGCGAAUCUUUUGUGGGUCAUUGUUAUUAUCCGACAUUGUAUAUUUUUUCUAAUGAAGCAUUCCUGACAACACAAAAAUGUGCAUUCGCUAAAAUGGAGUACAACCCCUGGGUUGUUUCGAUUAAAUGCGUCUCUAUGUAGAAUCGAUUAUGAUAAGCCUUUGAUAAUGUGGGAAAACCGAUACAACUGGUGGGUGGCGGUAAAAAUAAUGGCAAUUGAACCCCUCCUGAAUGAUAAGCAUGCCUUAUCGAGAAGCCAUAGCUGAAUAUCACUAGUUAAGUCAACAAAAACAUUGCCAGUCGCUUCCCAACUCUCGUUCAAGCCAGUUGUGUCUCGCUUCUAUCUAGUUCAUCUAGUCUUCAGUUGAGUGCGGCGUUUUUAUGAAAUGUCAAUUUCUUGAUUUUGCUUUGGCUGACCAAGCCAUGUGGGAAAUUACACUGUUGAAAAUGCUUUGACAUCCAUGUGCACAACAGAACAUGUGCUCGAUGAACAAAUUGAGAUUUGAAAUUAUGAAAAGAAAUCCACGUUUUUAUGAAAGGUUAACGCAAGGUCGUUUCGAGUGAAUAUUUUCAAAGCUAAGUACCACAUCAUUGUUUUCCCUAUUGUCGCCGGUUCGCAUUGUUCCGUAGCUUGUUAUUGGCUGCUCGGGAUUAGCCUCAGUAGCCAAACAUGGACGGAAACGAGGAUGCGUCCUCUGAGAUUAUUCUUAAUGCAGACAGAACGCCCUCCGUUGCACCAAACGUCGAACUCCAGCUUAAGAAUCCUCAGCCUACUGAUUCUCGCCAUCGAUUUUAUCGGACUUCAGCAAAAGGUCCCUAUGAAGUAUUCCUGCGGCAGAAAGACAAGCCGAUUAACGUUCUUUUGAUUUCUGCGGAACUUUACAGCAACUUCAAAACGGUAAAGGAAGUCCGAAAGAUUGCUUUUAGCAAAGUUCGCGCUGUCUUUACAAGUCGGGAGGAGGAGGCAAACAAAGUUGCUCUUAAUGAACUCCUAGCUCGUCUUUAUCGGGUAUAUGUGCCAUCUAACCUCGUGGAGAUCGAUGGCGUGAUUCAGGAGGCUGACAUGGAUUUGGAGCGCCUCCGAGAGGAGGGCGUAGGGAAAUUCAAUGACCCCCGCAUUUCUCCGGUUACAGUACUGGAAUGUACGCAGCUAACAGCUGCAACAGAAGAUGCGAAUGGAAAGUCCUUCAAGCCGUCCGAUUCGAUUCGUGUGACAUUCGAAGGAACCAUUCUACCAGACUACCUCGAAAUCUGUCAGGCAAUUAUUCCCGUUCGUAUGUAUUCCUCCAAGCCCAUGCUCUGCAAUAAAUGCAAGCGGUAUGGGUACACGGAGAGACUCUGUGCCAACAAAGCUCGCUGCGGCAAGUGUGGCAAGUCUCACCUCGAUAUAGCAUGUCCAAUUCAAGAAAACAUCUGUCUUCAUUGCAAAAACAGCCACGAAUCGAAAAGAGAGUGCCCUGCCUACAAAAAACGUGCUAAGUUUGCCGCAGCACGAAUCUGGCAAAAGCCGAAGCUGAGUUAUGCAGAAAUUGUUAAUCUGCCUAGCUCCGAUUUUCGCCAUGAAAACCCAUAUGAAUCCCUCAGUGAUCUGUCGGAUAUUGAUGAAAAUGAAUCGGAAUCAGUCUGUAGUCGACCAGAAUCCCUCAAGCGCAAAAAAAAAAUGCUCGCCCAAGAAAAUCCAAGAGGUCGAGGUCCUCGGAUUAUCAACAGAAACCCAAGGGUAAUGUGCAGGUUCAGAACUCCUCUUUUGGUCAAACGUCAACGCCUCAUUUGAAUGCAGUCCCAUCUUCUUCGCGUCAGCACGUCUCUGUCAAUGCCUUUCCUCCAUCGUUUGAUUAACCAUCAACUUCUCGCCAAUCGCAGCUCGCUCGUAAGCAGCCAGACUUCCACUUCAAAGAUUCUGAUUUUCCUGCCCUCUCAGGUGUAUCCGGUGGCCCAUCAUUUUUCAGGACAGUUCCUAACACAUCGAAGAAUGCAGAAAAUCCCUCUCAAACUGUUGGCCUAACAGUUACACAGAUUAUCAAACUAAUUUCGGAGAUAUUUCAGCUUACUCCGGCUUGGACGAAAACUGGAUUCCCGUUUUGAACAUCCUUUUGAAAAAGCUAAUUUCAUCCUGGCCACUCCUUGGACUGUUGGUUUCCAUCGAUGGCUAAUGUACAUCCGAAUAAGAAGUUUUCUCUGUUCCAGCGGAACUGCCGUAGCAUUCUGCCAAAGAUAGCGAAUUUGAAAUGUUUUUUACUAAAACUUAAUGUUGAUUGUUUUGCGCUCUCUGAAACCUUUCUUACACCUGAAUGAAGCUUCAAUCUCCAGCACUACAACAUUCUUCGAUCUGAUCGAGAUGUAAGAGCUGGAGGAGUUAUGCUAGGGAUAAAGAAUUGCUAUUCAUUCCAUCGUAUAAAUCUACCAAAUCUGAGUCCAAUUGAAGUCGUUGCUGCUGAGAUUGAAAUUGAAAAUCAAACUUUUGUUAUAGCUUCCGUGUAUAUUUCUCCAUCAUCGAACUUGAACCCAAGUGUUUUGAGAAGACUAGUCACAUGCACAUCCAGUAUUUAUUCUAGGAGUUUUUAAUGCCCAUGGCUGUGCAUGGGGCGAAGAUAAAGAUGACGGUAGAGCGAACAUGCUCUACGACGUUAUAGAUGAAUUCCACUUAUCAGUGUUAAAUACUGGAGAAAUAACACGCAUUGCAUGUCCCCCGUUUCACAACAGCAGAGUGGACAUUUCAUUAUGUUCAUCUAGGUUCUCUCUAAAUUGCGUCUGGUCAGUAGUAAAUGAUCCUGCAGGUAGUGAUCAUCUACCAAUUCACAUAACGUUCAGUACAAAAUCCGCAACUGAUCUGACAAUAUCUUAUGGUUUGACUAAAACAUUGAUUGGGAGAAAUACUCAACCAUUGUUUCGAUGGAAAUUGAAAACUGUCUAGUAGAGGAAGCGGAUGUGCAUGAGUUUCUUACAACCCUGAUUUUAAAGGCGGCCGAAAAUUCGCAAACCAAACCAAUCCCCUCUUCAUUAUCAAAAAUUAGAUCCCCUACGAUUUGGUGGGACAAAGAAUGUGCAGAGAUUGUUAAACAGAGAUCAGAGGCUUUUAAGAAGUUCAGGAAACUGGGGCGAAUCCAUGAUUUUUUAAACUAUAAAAAACUAGAAGCAAAGAGCAAAAUGAUACUCAAAGCUAAAAAACGCAACUUUUGGAAGCAAUUUGUAGAGUCCCUUACAACGGACACUGCUAUGCCAACUUUGUGGCAGGCGGCACGUAGAUUGAGAAAUUUCAAUCCGAAUACGACAGAUCUACAUGAUUUUAAUGCGGAUUGGAUCGACCAAUUUGCUGAAAAUGUUAGUCUGUGCUUUGUUCCAAAUGAAAAACCGAUAUUCAAUGAAAUUAGCCCAUCCGCAGUAGACUUAAUCGCAGAUUUUGGAUUGACAGAUUUGGAAAAUGCCCUAGUAUCGUGUAAUAAUUCUUCACCUGGAAUGGAUGGAAUCAAAUUUUCCCUUCUGAAAAACCCACCUCCGCUAAACAGCUCCUGCUUCGAUCGUAUAACUGGAUCUUUCAGAACAAAUCCAUCCCUGCUACCUGGCAAGACGUAAAGGUAGUGGCGAUUCUUAAACCUGGCAAAGAGUCCGGUAUUUCACAAUCCUAUCGCCCUAUAGGUCUGCUCUCAUGCACUCGAAAAGUUUUGGAGAAGAUGAUACUCGUUCGGCUCGAGUUUUGGGCCGAAAAACAUCAGUUAUUGUCCCCGACACAAUACGGUUUUCGCCAAGGAAAGGGAACCAGAGAUUGUCAAGCUUUAUUUGCUACAGAUAUUCAGAUUGCCUUUCGAUCGAAACAAGCUUUAACUGCCGUUUUUCUUGAUAUUAAAGGAGCUUAUGACUCAGUCCUUAUCGACAUUUUAUGCCAAAAAUUAUGUGUUCUCGGAAUUCCAGCAAGAUUAGCCGAGUUUUUGUUCGAUCUCCUGUCCCUUAAGGUUAUGCACUUCUUUCAAAACUUCCAAAUCAAACACGUCCGUAACUCAUUUUCUGGUUUAACACAAGGUUCAUCUCUUAGUCCACUGUUGUAUAAUCUUUACACCAGGGAUAUAGACAACUGCAUUGAAAGUGGGUGCGUCUUAGUGCAAUACGCUGAUGAUGCAUGUUUGUGGGCUUCUGCCAAGGACGUUAAACUUUCCAAGCGACCCCUUCAGAUUUGUUUGAAUAAACUCACAACUUGGGCAAGUGACUUAGGACUGGAAUUCUCUGCUUCAAAGACGGAAUUCGUUAUUUUUUCUAACAAACGGUUGUUAUCUCCAGUGCAAUUUCAUAUGUACGGUGUUCAGUUAUCUCAGAGUCUCUCGUAUAUGUAUCUCGGAUUAUGGUUCGCUUCGAAGUGUACGUGGAAAGUUCAUGUUCAGUAUGUUGUACGGAAAUGUCAACGGCGUAUACAUUUUUUACGUACCAUAGCAGGAACAUGGUGGGGGGCCCACCCAUCGGAUAUGAUAAAAUUGUAUAAAACAACGAUUCUAUCGGUAAUUGAAUACGGCUCAUUCGUUUUUCACAUGACAGCUAAGACACAUUUUAUUAAACUCGAAAGAAUUCAGUUCAGAUGUUUAAGAAUCUGCCUAGGUUUGCUGAACUCUACGCACACCCAGUCUGUUGAAGUGAUAGCUGGUGUGAUUCCUCUGAACAUUCGCUUCUUUGAAUUGAAUUGCAGAUAUUUAACGAGUUCCCAUGUAGCAUCCACACAAUUUAUGACACAAUUAGACGAACUGUUUAGAAUCCACCCACAGUCGAGUUUUCUCCGAUCAUACAGAGAGUGUCUCGUGUUACCAACAUCCCCCUGCUUAGAUAACUUUUACGGUUACAAUGUUCCGGCGCGCCCUUGUCAAUUGAAUGUCAAUACCUCUCUUGUUCAGAAUUUGGCAAACCUUCCGAAACCUUUACUACCAGUUCAGGUAAAACAGUCAUAUAUGGAAGCUUUAUCAAAUAUCAAUGCGGAUGCAACGUUUUUUACUGAUGGAUCUCUGGAGGCGAAUAGCUGUGGAUUUGGAGUUUACAAUUCAAAUCACCAAGUAUGUUAUCAAUUAGAGACACCGUGUUCAAUUUAUACAGCCGAAUUGUUAGCUAUCAAAUACACAGUUGAUUAUAUAAAAACUCUUGCUCCUAGAAAUUACUUGAUUUGUUCGGAUAGUCUUAGCUCUCUAGAAGCGCUGAAAAAUAUUGGGGUAGGUCUUGCAUAUAAAGGACGCAGUAGCGAGUCUUACAAAGGACCGAUAUGUUAUUACAUUUUUGUGGGUACCAUCGCAUUCUGGGAUUGAGGGUAAUGAAUUUGCAGAUACACUUGCCAAACAUGGAUCUCAUUAUGGCGAAAUUUACCACCAUAUUCCAGCCACCCAAGAUUUUCAUCCUUUAAUCAGACAGAUGUCUUUAACGUCCUGGCAAGAAAGUUGGUCUAACAGUGAAUUGGGAAGAUACUGCUUCAGUAUUUUACCUAACGUUAGAUUAUCUUCGUGGUUUUCAGCUUUGCAGUGCAACAGACUCUUCAACAAAAAUAUGUCGCGUCUGAUUUCGAACCAUUACACACAAAACGCAUCUCUUUUCAGAGUCAAUAUAGUCAACUCUAACGUUUGCGACUGUACCAAGGAUUACGGAGACAUUGAUCACGUUAUUUGGCAAUGUGAGAAAUACGAAGAAAGAAGGCUCGAUAUGCUACGAGAACUCGAACGGAACAACCGAUCACCACAAUCCAUACGAGAUGUGUUAGGACAAAUGGAUACAGAUAUGAUGAAAAUCAUCAACAAUUUUAUUGUGAAUUCAAAAAUUCAGUUAUAAUUAAUUAAUUACAUUAUUUUUGUUUUUUUUUAGCAACUAAAACUAACAAAAAUACUUUUUGUAAAAAGAAUAUGUAAAACUAACAAGAUAUAUCGGCUCCGAUAAGGUAUUCCAAAGAGCCUAAUAAUCUAGUUUGUAAAAAAAACAAAAACAUUGAACAGAAUAAUAAUUCAAAAUAAAACCCUCAGUACUCAACAACUCGGAGUUUUGAUUCAUUUUCCUCAAAAGUCCAACAGUCCGUCGUCAAUAUUAUCAUCAUUAUUAAAAAAUCGAGAGCAGUUGUCUCGUAUAAAACUGAAAUUAAGCUGUGAAAAAAUAUUGAUGGUGGCCAGAGUGAUGAAUGAAACACAGUGAACA
Molecule: messenger RNA, 8141 nt
Organism: Aedes albopictus (Asian tiger mosquito)
Lineage: Eukaryota; Metazoa; Arthropoda; Insecta; Diptera; Culicidae
Product: probable RNA-directed DNA polymerase from transposon BS
Exons: 2
Coding region: 138-1706 (522 amino acids)
Molecular function (GO): nucleic acid binding
Source: RefSeq, a predicted model, not a curated record